Molecule: messenger RNA, 2231 nt
Organism: Austrofundulus limnaeus
Lineage: Eukaryota; Metazoa; Chordata; Actinopteri; Cyprinodontiformes; Rivulidae
Source: RefSeq, a predicted model, not a curated record
AAGUACCUUUCAGCAUUCCAUAACUCACCAUCUAACCUGAGAAAGCACAUUGAGAGGAAGCAUACAAGACAGCUGCAGAAAURUAGUGAACUGACUACAGCAGCCUACAAGAGAAAAUCUGAGGAUGGGACGUCUUCCACAAAUCUCAAACAGAUGAAGAUGGAAGAAACAAAGCAAGUCUCUCAGAAAAGUGUUGAUCAGGCAGUACUCAACUUUACAGUUCAUGGUCUACAGCCAUUCUCUGUUGUUGAGCAGCCAGCAUUUCAGAGCCUUGUCCAAGAUCUUCAGCCAAACUGCUCCAUCAUGUCUCGGACUACUGUGCGACGCAACCUUGAUAAAGCCACAUUAGCGAUGAAGRAGAAGGUGAAGGAAGCAAUGAGGAMAAUGCCAUACAUAGCUACAACAACUGACUGCUGGACUGCARRGAGGAGAAGUUUCUUAGGCAUUACAGCCCACUGGCUGGAUCCAAACAGCUUUGAGAGACAUUCUGUUGGUCUUGCAUGCAGGCAGUUAAAGGGCAGUCACACAUUUGACGUCUUGGCAAGUGCAAUGAAUGAUAUACACUCAGAAUAUGAAAUCCGUGAGAAGAUUGUCAGAACCACAACUGAUAAUGGAUCAAACUUCAUUAAAGCAUUCAKAGUAGUUGGAGAAGAUGAAAACAAUGUUACUACUGGGGAGGUAACUGAUGAAGAUCCAACCCCAGAACAUGAUCAUGAUGAAGAUGAAGAGGUGGAAUUCAUUGAUGUUGGCACCAUUAUUACUGAAGAUGAUGGUCUCCAAUACCAWCUUCCAAAGCAUCAUCGGUGCGCUUGCCAUUUGUUGAAUCUGGUUUCUACAGUGGAUGCAAAUAAUGCAAACAAGGUAGAGGCCUACAAGAAGUUAUCGAGAUCGGCCUUCUCCAAAUGUCAGGCUCUUUGGAACAAGACGGCAAGGUCAACUACUGCUGCAGAGGUGGUUGAAGAACAUUGCAAACUUCAGCUGGUGCAACCUAAUGCAACAAGGUGGAACUCCCUUUAUAUGGCUGUAGAGCGGAUCCUGAGAAUCAUUAAAGCACAAGGAGAGGGAGCUGUGAGAAAUGUCUGUGCUGCACUUGGUGUUCCAAAACAUGAAAAGCCUCCACUGUGCCAAAAUGACUCCUCCAGCGCUUCUGAUGAAGAGGACUUUUUCUCCAACAUGAAGCACGUAAACACCCAGGAAACAACGAAACAACUUGAAUCUUACCUGGCAUGUACAUCUGAAGGUAUGGACAUUUUAUCGUCUUACCCAGCUGUAUCCAGCCUGUCACUCAAGUUAAACACUGCCCUACCAGCCUCUGCUGCAUGUGAAAGGCUUUUCAGUGUAGCUGGAUUGAUCUUCAGCCCAAGAAGGGGAAGGAUUGAUUCACACAACUUUGAAAACCAGCUUCUCCUGAAGUUGAAUAAGGACUACUUCAAAUUUGAAUAGUUUGGCCAGGCUGAUAUCCAAAGAAAUGAACAACUUUCAUCUUCUAAAAACUGACUGGCUGGAUGUUGUCUUAGUAAUUUGAUUUAUUUAUUUUUUAUGUUGAGUUUAUCUUAUGGAAAAGUUUUGAUUCAGACAUUAAGCUAAAUUAAUCUGUGCAGAAGUUUCUUUGUUAAGUAUGGCAGUACUUAGUCAUCAGUGUUAUGGUUUCUACUUGUGUUAAGUUAUUACUGUCAAUAUAUGCACGUUUAUGUACAUACACAAUGCUGUGUAUGAGUACUAAAGCUGAGGAGAGACAAUGAUAAAUGUUGCACCAUCUUUUAGGACAGGGGUGUUCAAAGUCCAUCCUCAAGGACAGGUAUCCUGCAUGUUUUAGUUAUUUCUCUGAUUCUACUCACCUGGACCAAAUGGUAGCUCAUCAACAGAUCUGUACAGAACUUUGACUUGCUGAGGAGGUAGCAAAWACCACCAAGGAAAGAACAAAAACAUGCAAGAUACCAUCCCUUGAGCACUGAAUUUGGACACCCUUGUUUUAGAGAUUUGCACGACAUUCUACAGAUGUGAAAAAACUCAGGGUAGAUAUUAUUUGUGGUUUACAGAUUUUAUUAAGGAGUGAGUUGUUGCCAUGUGGCCAAGCCGUUCAAUAGAAUGAGUUCUCAAAAGCAGAGUUGUAGUUUGUUUGAUUCCAUAAUGAAAGUAUGAGGAGAAAAAAGGCUCUCCUGUUUUUUGUUUUAAAUAAAAAAAAUAAUUACAAUAGCUGUCCUUAAUUUUAUUUCUUUUUUAUGCUGAAG